UUUCUUCACUCACAAGCUAAUUAUGUGUGCUAGAAAUUGGACAUGUAUUUUGCUUCCACUUCACAUAAUCCCUCUAACCCUUUCUUUUUCUCAUCAUGUUCAUCUAUAUACCUUCAUCAUUAGAGUCGCAACAAGAAAUUUAAGUAAAAGUUCAUUGGAAACCUCAUUUGAGAUUAAUAAUGAGGAAGCCUACGCCAGAUUCAGUGAUUAGGGACAAAGGGAAUCACAAGAACAAGAUCAAAUUUAGGAAGGGAUUGUGGUCACCGGAAGAAGACGAGAAGCUGAUGAAUUACAUGUUAAUAAAUGGACAAGGGUGUUGGAGUGAUAUAGCUAGAAAUGCAGGAUUGCAGAGGUGUGGCAAGAGUUGUCGCCUUCGUUGGAUUAAUUAUUUGAGACCUGACCUUAAGCGCGGUGCAAUUUCCCCACAAGAAGAAGAACUAAUCCUUCAUUUGCAUUCCGUUCUUGGCAAUAGGUGGUCUCAAAUUGCUGCACGUCUUCCAGGGAGAACAGACAACAAAAUUAAGAAUUUUUGGAAUUCUUCAAUACAGAAGAGGUUGAAAAAUAAUAAUCUCACUUCAACAACAUUCUCUCCAAACAAAUGCAGUACUGUCUCAAUAUCAGAUACUGUUACAGGAGGAAUGAUAAUGCCUUUGCACGACUACUCAUAUAACGUUGUAAACACAUGCAUAGAUUCAUCUUCUUCGAGCAGCCAUUUCAACCCUUUUCCGCCAGUUGACAACAGUUUCGACGCAAAUGGUUCAUCUGUAGUAGUUUCAUUAAACUUGCCGACAUAUGUGACACAUUUUGGUACUGCAACAGGAAAUCGAGGGGGAUUAGAGGAUUAUGGAGUGACGGAACAGUGUUUAAUGGGGUUCGAAAAUGGCAUUUGUGUUCCUUUCGAGGUUGACGACAUUAAUAAUGGCGUCAUGAGUAGUAAUUAUGUCUUUGACAAGAAAAAGGUCAUUAAUAAUAACUUGAAUAAUACUGAAAGCAUGAAAUUAGAGGAUAUGGUUGGGUUUGGAAAUCAUUGGCAAGGAGAAAACUUCGAAGUUGGAGAAUUAGAUUGGGAGCGUUUGUUGGCUAAUAUCAAGUCUUUACCUUAUCUUGAUUUCUAAGUUCAAUAAUCUCUCUCUUUCUGAAUAAAUGUUGAGACACUUCUUGAGUUUUGGUGGAUCAAAUUGUGAAUAUAUAAGUGAAGAAGAAAUAAAGGUACUGUCAAUUCAGCGAAAGAUAAUUAAGAUUUUCUUUUGUCCAUUAAGCUCAUUCCUCUUUAUUCGCCAAAAUUUGUUCCUAAGAUCUCUCUUUCAUCGCCAACCAGUGCAUCUCAUUUGUCCAUUCCUAAGUCGAACUAAGCGACCACUCAGCUCUUUGUCAGCAGCCAACAGCAGUUUCAAGAUGAUUGCUGAUCUAUUUCACAUUUUUUCUUGUAAUUCAUAGUUUCGUCAUGUGAAUGUCUUUGGUUCACGAGGAAACAAUGAUAAGUGUAUUUUAUAUACUUAUUCGAGACUUUAAAAUAAAGAUAUUUGAUGGUUCUUU
Olea europaea var. sylvestris is the source of this 1536-nucleotide messenger RNA. Its product is annotated as transcription factor MYB83-like. The transcript has 2 exons. NCBI's taxonomy places the organism in Eukaryota, Viridiplantae, Streptophyta, Magnoliopsida, Lamiales, Oleaceae. The coding region runs from base 180 to 1115 and encodes 311 amino acids. The record is from RefSeq and is a predicted model, not a curated record.